Molecule: messenger RNA, 528 nt
Organism: Hansenula ciferrii
Lineage: Eukaryota; Fungi; Ascomycota; Saccharomycetes; Phaffomycetales; Wickerhamomycetaceae
Gene: ERV1
Product: flavin-linked sulfhydryl oxidase
Exons: 2
Coding region: 1-528 (175 amino acids)
Cellular component (GO): mitochondrion
Molecular function (GO): flavin-dependent sulfhydryl oxidase activity; flavin adenine dinucleotide binding
Source: RefSeq, a predicted model, not a curated record
AUGAUGAAAAUGGGAAACCAUUUUAAAUCUGCUAAUUUAGGUGUCACUGGUGGAUUUGGUAAAAUAACACCUCCAAAGACAUCAACAUCAUCAUCAAAUUCAUCCACUGCCACUACAACUGCGGGUACAACAGCUGCUGUUAUUGGUGCCACUACAACAUCAAAAGAAUCAACAUAUCCAAAAGAUUGUCCACCAGAUGUUAAUGAAUUAGGUCGUUCAACAUGGACUUUCUUACAUUCAUUAGCUGCAACAUAUCCUCCAAAACCUAAUGAAACACAACAAAAUGAUAUGUUACAAUUUUUAAAUAUUUUUUCCAAGAUUUAUCCAUGUUGGUGGUGUGCUGAAGGUUUUCAAAGUUUUAUGGAAAAACCUGAAACAAAACCAAAAGUCACAACACAAGAAGAAUUUGGGAAAUGGUUAUGUGAUGCUCAUAAUGAAGUUAAUGAAAGAGUUGGAAAACCAAAAUUUGAUUGUAAUCUUUGGAAACAAAGAUGGAAAGAUGGUUGGGAAGAUGGUUCUUGUGAUUAG